GGAUACUAAGAAAGGCGUGGCCAAUAAAGAAAAAAUGGCGGAUCCAGUUCGAACACGUCUUGGUCGAAUAAGAUGUCUUGUACAAGCUGUGGAGGCCAUGCAGAGAGGGGAGAGCCUCCCUAAGCCACUCUGCUACGUUCCUACACAACUAACUCUUGAAUGCCAACCGGAUAAACUCUCGGGGGAGCAGGUAGAGCUACACGAGAAGCCAGACCUCAAGAGUCCUGUCCUAAACAAACUAAUGGCGGCUAAGACACACCUCCUGACUGUCAAAGGAUUUCCUUGUUUUAAUAAAGACGGUGGAUGGUUCCAGACUAUCAAGCCAUUUGAAAACAACUGGAUAUUGGUCCAGCCUAAUGAGAGGAGUAUCAAGACUAAAUUCAAAAUAACGAAAUCAAAUGAAAAGGAUAUUCAGUCGUGGAUGGAUGCAGUUGAACAGUGCUGCUCGCUCCAACUCUCAAGGGCGGAGCCUACUCUUGACGGAGACGAGGAACUCAUUGCACUCCUUCAGAACCCUCUGCCUGGCUGGACUCUGGAGGCUGAUGAGGAACUAGCAAAGUUUCUUGUGAAGAAUAAUAGCAAGUUUAAUUCCGAUGUGACGGCACAAGGAAGUGAAUAUUUAGUUAAGAUUGAAGCAUCAAGUGCUGAGUCAGAGAUUGUCAACCUGAUGGAUCAAGACUUUGACUCUACCUGGGAAUCAGACGGUGAUCAAGGCUCCCACUGGCUCAAGUUCUUCAUGAAACCCGGCGUGGUGGUCCAAAAGUUCUCUCUCCUCGUUGAUCCUGAUGACAGCAGCUACCUCCCACGUAGGGUAGUCGUUAAAGCCGGAACGGAAUCAAACCGCGAAACAAUAUCACAAAGAACCUUCAGCCCAUCAGAUUUCUCUAAAAGGGAGCUUGAAUUAUUCCCAUUUCCUCUCUCCACCUAUUACUCAGUCAUUGAAGUUUGCAUUAAGGCUUGUUAUCAAGGAGGCAUUGACACACGCAUACACGGUAUCAAGCUGGUCUGUCAAACUGCCUGCAUGAUAAUACCAGAGUCUGAGAAUGUCUGUGAGGAUAUCUUUACUUCUGAGUCCACCUCUCGUUGGCCAAAACUCGACUCCUUUACACCACGCCAGCUCUUCCAUCGCUCUAUCCUUCUUAAAAGAGUGGCCAGUCUCAUUGAUAAGGAUCUCUCGUAUAUACUACCACAGUGGCAGUAUUCUCGCGGGGGUCUGGGGGCCGUGACAUCCCUAAGGCAACUCUGGCCUUUAUGUAGCUCUCGUAAUGCCCUCAUUGAGCAGCUGCUGCAGAAAACAACCGAAAAACCUCCUUCUGAUAUGCCAGUUGUGUACAUAAACCGAAUAGCAGCCAAACAACACAGGGAGGAUCCCACCAUAGACCCAGAACAGAAGAAGACGGUCUUUAACCAGCUGAUGUCUGAGCUUAAGAAACACACCAAACCUUCGGAGUAUAAUUUCAGGUGGGCGGGGCACUGGACCCAGUGGUGGGAGUGUAAGUUCCUUCAAGAGGGCGUCAUUGACCAGGGAGGGGGUUUUAGGGACUCUCUCUCUGAUAUCGCUGAAGAGUUGUGUCCGCCAUCUUUAGACGUCGAUGUCUCUCUUCCUUUAUUUAUACGAAGUCCCAACCAAAGUCAGGACUCCUCCAACGUGUACCGUGACGCUUACACUCCUAAUCCUUCCUGUGAGCAGUUUGCAAAGUAUUCUUUUGUGGGUCAGCUAAUGGGGGGAACGUUCCGCAGUCAAGAGAUACUGGUACUCUCUCUCCCUCAGUUUAUUUGGAAGCAGCUGGUGGGGGAGCCUGUCACUUGGACAAGGGAUUUCGUGUCCGUUGAUUCCGCUGAAGUUAAACUUAUAGACUCCAUAGAGACAAUGGAGGCGUCCAUAUUUGAUUCAACAUUUGCUGAAGUUCUUAACUUCACGACUGUCCUUAGUAACGGAAAGACGGUCCCCCUCCUUCCCGGCGGAGAGGACCGUUACGUGACGUAUGAGGAUCGAUUGGAGUACUGUCGUCUCGUUAAGAAGGUGAGAAUGAGUGAGAGCCAGGCUCAGAUAUCGGCCAUUAAGGAAGGACUCACUCAAGUCGUCCCUCAGCAGGUCCUGGCUCUUCUCACCUGGCAGGAACUUGAGGUCAAAGUUUGCGGCAGUCCCGAGAUAUCUAUAGAAGAGCUUAAAAAAUCAGCAAAAUAUGACAGCGAUCUUUCUCCUACAUCUUCCAAUGUGAAGGUUAUGUGGGAAGCUUUGGAAGGAUUUACUAACGAGGAAAGAUCAAGAUUCAUCCGAUUCAUAACCGGCAGGAGAAGGUUACCAACCACCAUUUACAUUGAUUCAGCAGAUACAGGUCCUUCAUCUCUACCCACUUCUGCUACCUGUUCUAAUGCUCUCUAUCUUCCUUCUUAUACCACGGUGGAACAGGCUGCCUCUAAACUGCGCUAUGCGGCUUAUAAUUGCGUUGCUAUAGAUACGGACAUGAGUCCAAUUGAGUAGGCGUGAUAAAGAGUUGUGAGUACUGUAAAGUUAAGACGUUAGAUAUAUUAUUAUUAUUAUUUUUGAUUAGUUAAGUUUUGUUAUUAGCUUUUCUUAUAUUAAUUAUUAUUUUUAAUAAA
Molecule: messenger RNA, 2604 nt
Organism: Amphimedon queenslandica
Lineage: Eukaryota; Metazoa; Porifera; Demospongiae; Haplosclerida; Niphatidae
Product: E3 ubiquitin-protein ligase HECTD3-like
Exons: 3
Coding region: 35-2485 (816 amino acids)
Molecular function (GO): ubiquitin-protein transferase activity
Source: RefSeq, a predicted model, not a curated record